Molecule: messenger RNA, 1466 nt
Organism: Achroia grisella
Lineage: Eukaryota; Metazoa; Arthropoda; Insecta; Lepidoptera; Pyralidae
Exons: 1
Coding region: 142-1347 (401 amino acids)
Biological process (GO): apoptotic DNA fragmentation
Cellular component (GO): nucleus; mitochondrial inner membrane
Molecular function (GO): RNA endonuclease activity; single-stranded DNA endonuclease activity; metal ion binding
Source: RefSeq, a predicted model, not a curated record
ACAAAUUUGUCAAGUGUUUAUUUACGUUUCGAUAAAAGAUAAAUAUAAAUUUUAAAAGUGCAAUUAGAAAUAAACACAACAAUAAAAUUAUGUUCUGGUUAUAGAAAUAAUAGGAAUACUUCAUUUGUUAACAUCAAGGCAAUGUUUCAAAAGAUAUUUAUGGUAGUACUUUGCGCACUAAAUAUUCAACAAGGACAAAAAUGCAGGAUUCAUUCUCGGACGCAUUUCAGUGAACCUUUACCUAUAAUUUUGAGAAAUGGAAGACUUCUGGAACCCACUGAUAAGUAUGGAAACGUUGAUCUUCAAUACGGAGAAACUCUUACCUUGAGUUGUGAAGGUUCCGGUCAUGUAACUCAUCCUUAUGCAAAACAUGCAAAAAUAUCAGCUGACAUUACAUGUGAAGGUGGAGAUAACUUCAAAAAUGAUGAAUGGCUGAACUCUCCAGCGAAAUUCGCCAUGUUUAGAUGUCAUUAUCCUCCUAAUUAUAGUAGUUUUCGUACCAACCGCACUUGUUUUGAUGACAAUCCCAUUGUCGAGGUAGGAUACAGAAUUCAGAACGAGUUUUAUCCUGUUUACGAAUCUUGCUUCAACGAAGCUAGUCUCAAUGCUGUGUAUUCGAAAUAUACUCAGAAAGCGUAUAAUGCAAACUAUCAGACCAAAGUUGAGCGGCCGUUUUUUAUAGCUAAUGAUAAUUAUGGUUUUGUACCAGUAGAAUCUUUAUUUUCUCCAAGAGGACAAAAAGCAGCAGUAGCUCAAUUAGUUGGACCCAUGAUUGAUAUGUAUGUUACUAAAAAUGAGUUUCUUUCAAGAGGUCAUUUAGCAGCAAAAACUGAUUUUGUUUUCGCCUUUGGAGAGCGAGCUACGUUUCACUACGUUAAUUGUGCUCCGCAGUGGACUGGAUUUAAUGGAGGAAAUUGGAAUACGUUGGAGGUAGAUUUAAGAAACCACAUGCAUGUAGCUGAAUAUGAUACAGUGGUAUACACGGGGACGUUUGGCGUUACCCAAUUGUUGAAUCAAUUUGGCCGCAGAGUGGACAUAUUUCUAUAUACUGAUGUUAAUAAUAAUCCAGUAAUACCGGUUCCUCAAUAUUUUUAUAAAGUUGUCUAUGAACCUGGUACAAAGAGAGGCAUUGCCUUUGUGGGUAUAAACAAUCCUUAUUACACUUUGGCCGAAGCUCGCAAGUUGUUCUUUUGUGCAGACAUUUGUAGAGGGAGCAGAUACUUCGCCUGGUUAUCCUGGCAUCCUGAUAAUCCAAACGAAGGUUACACGUUUUGUUGUACUGUUCCGGAUUUCAGACAAACUGUGCAUCAACUUCCAGUAUUUGAAGUUACAGGACUCUUAACCUAAGUGUACUACUACAUUUAAAAUAUAUUAUCUAAUUUAUACAUUUUGUCUAUUACUAUGCCGGGUAAACGUACUGAGCGUUUGCGUUUGGAAAUGUAGGGGUUAUCAAUGAAGAUACGGAA